This is a messenger RNA of Mandrillus leucophaeus (drill), 947 nucleotides long. RefSeq names its product clathrin, light chain B (gene CLTB). The transcript is spliced from 6 exons. Gene Ontology annotation, biological process: clathrin-dependent endocytosis; intracellular protein transport; clathrin coat assembly. The record is from RefSeq and is a predicted model, not a curated record. Gene Ontology annotation, molecular function: clathrin heavy chain binding; structural molecule activity. Lineage: Eukaryota; Metazoa; Chordata; Mammalia; Primates; Cercopithecidae. Gene Ontology annotation, cellular component: clathrin coat of trans-Golgi network vesicle; clathrin coat of coated pit; synaptic vesicle membrane. Bases 141 to 629 code for a protein of 162 amino acids.
AGUUUCUGAGAGCCUUGCAGAUAACAGCAGGCCUCAAAAGAACAAUUCAAUUUGCAUUUAGCCAACAGUCACUGCUCACCCCUUCUGUGCUGGAACCCUGAGGAGCUGAGUAGGACACAGAACCGGCUGGUUCUGAGGACAUGGGGACCACAGUCAAUGGAGAUAUGUUUCGGGAGGCCAACGGUCCUGCCGAUGGCUACGCAGCCAUUGCCCAGGCUGACAGGCUGACCCAGGAGCCUGAGAGCAUCCGCAAGUGGCGAGAGGAGCAGAGGAAACGGCUGCAAGAGCUGGAUGCUGCGUCUAAGGUGACAGAACAGGAAUGGCGAGAGAAGGCCAAGAAAGACCUGGAGGAGUGGAACCAGCGCCAGAGUGAACAAGUAGAGAAGAACAAGAUCAACAACCGGAUCGCUGACAAAGCAUUCUACCAGCAGCCAGAUGCUGAUAUCAUCGGCUACGUGGCAUCCGAGGAGGCUUUCGUGAAGGAAUCCAAGGAGGAGACCCCAGGCACAGAGUGGGAGAAGGUGGCCCAGCUGUGUGACUUCAACCCCAAGAGCAGCAAGCAGUGCAAAGAUGUGUCCCGCCUGCGCUCGGUGCUCAUGUCCCUGAAGCAGACGCCACUGUCCCGCUAGGUGCCUGCUAGGUGCAUGGCCACAGAGCACGGGCCGGGCCUGGGCAGAGGAGGAGCAGCUGCUUUGGUCGGGGCGGAGACUCGCAGCAGCUGCUACCCACAGCCUAUUCCACUCCUCCCCAUCUCCAGGCGCUGGGAGGGGGACCCUCACCCCUCUCACCCCUCUCUCCCUCCUGGCCCUAUGGUCCAGCCUCUCACACCUCCUCUCAGUCUACUCAAUUGUGACUGUCCCUCCUGAUGUAAUUUUUUUUCUUGGCUUAAAGGGUGUGUUGUUAACUCUUUUUACACUUAUUUAUUAUCAUUCUCAUUUCUCUGGAAG